Molecule: messenger RNA, 4941 nt
Organism: Diabrotica virgifera virgifera (western corn rootworm)
Lineage: Eukaryota; Metazoa; Arthropoda; Insecta; Coleoptera; Chrysomelidae
Product: neurexin-1-like
Exons: 23
Coding region: 1-4641 (1546 amino acids)
Source: RefSeq, a predicted model, not a curated record
AUGGAAAUUUCAACGUUAGUAAGUAAUCGUGGAAAAAUUUUGCUCAAAGUGAACAGUUUUACUUUUUCUCAAGACAAAGUACUAAAAUCGGGAGAAACGUAUUGGAGGUGCGUAAAACGGUCGUGUAAAGCGAAGAUAUUCACGAAAGGGCCAGAAAAGUUAGUGAUCCGAAGUAAUCUAGAACAUAAUCACGAGUGUGAUAUCAAGACGCUUAAUAGACAGAUUGUGCGUAGCAGUGCCAAAAGGAAGCCUAAGGAUAAUUUGACCGAAAGGCCGUCCAAACUCAUACAUAGUGCGUUGAAAGAAAAUGUAGAUUGCUUGAGCCACAUGACUGUUAAAGACGUUAAUUUAAUACGAAAUCAAAUAUACAGUGAACGGCGAAUGGCUCAACCGAAACUGCCCAAAAGUAAAGAAGAAACUGUUGCUGCGAUUUUACGUGGCAACAGUACUAGUGACGCUUGUGAGACGCGCGACCCCUGCCAACAUGGCGGCAUUUGCAUUUCGACGGACAGCGGCCCAAUUUGCGAGUGUCGGAAUCCCGACUAUGAGGGAGAAUAUUGCGAAAAGGAUAAAGCACCUUCAGAAGCUGUAUUCCGCGGAACAGAAUUCCUAUCCUAUGACUUGAGUCAGACUGGAGGAGAACCCAUUGUCAGUGCUCAAGAUUCUGUGAUAUUUUAUUUCAAAACCAGGCAACCUAAUGGAUUGCUUUUUUACACAGGUGAUGGAAACGACUAUUUAAACGUCGCAAUCAAAGAUGGAAUUCUUAGCUUGACAAUGGGCCUUUCGAACGGCAAACAGGAAAUGCAGAUAAAGCCUAACAAAGUUCGCUUCGAUGACAAUCAGUGGCAUAAAGUUAGCAUACACAGAAGGAUACAAGAGAUAUCAGCCAUAACUGCUUUUUGUAGGCUAUCUGCUGUGGUUGAUGGCGUAUAUGCAGACCAUUCACAUAUUGCUGGAAAAUUCACAAUGUUGUCAUCAAGUCGCGUGUAUGUGGGAGGAAGCAUAAACACUAGAGCCCUCCCAGGAGCCAGGGUCCACAAUAAUUUCGUGGGAUGUAUGCGAAAGGUGGAGUUCGUGGCCGACACAUUGAGGUUAAACCUUCUUGAAUUGGGCAGGUCGGGCAGCCAUCUCAUACAAGUAGUAGGCAGACUGGACUACAAAUGCCCCGCUGGAGAAACUCACGAUCCUGUCACGUUCACCACGAGGGAAUCACAUCUGAUCCUGCCUCCGUGGAAUGCCAAGAAGUCUGGAAAUAUUUCUUUUAAGUUUCGCACGAACGAAGCCAAUGGAUUGAUACUUUUCAACGGAGGAAUUAGGCCACCUAGAAUCGACCUGUUCGCCGUGGAGAUAUAUAACGGUCACAUAUACGUCCACAUUGAUCUAGGAUCCGGUCCAUCGAAGCAGAGAGGAUCGAGGAGGAGAAUCGACGAUGGAAAUUGGCACGAGUUCACUUUCAGACGAACCGGAAGGGACUCCAGGAUAACGGUAGAUGGACUUCACACAGAUUUCAAGACUGUCGAAGGUUCCUCGAGUCUGGAGUUAGACGGAAAUAUGUACGUGGGCGGUCUCGGCCCGCCCUUUUCCGAGAUCCCUAUUCCCGCCGGACUCUGGACGGCGGUCCUUCAACAAGGAUUUGUUGGAUGCUUCAAGGACCUCGUUAUGAACAAUGAGGCCGUGGAUGUUGCAGGUUUUGCGAGGGAACAGGACUCCGGGUCUAUAAGAACAUUGUGCCAUACCCAACCACAACAGUGUCCUUCGCAGCCAUGUCUAAACGGUGGAACUUGUACUGAAGGCUGGAACAGAUUUAUAUGCGAUUGUACCAAUACUCUCUUCAGCGGCCCUACGUGUGGGAAAGAAGCACCCACCCUCAGUUUUAACGGUACUCAACACAUGGAGGUUACCAUGGAUACUGAACAAGUUACUCAGACUGAAGACAUUGUACUUAGAUUUAGGACCAGCAAGCCGCUCGGAUUGUUGUUGAUCACCUCGACCGUCGAGACCGGUGAUAGGAUUGAGUUGGCUGUGGCCGCUGGAAGGAUUCGCCUGGCGCUUAGGCUUGGGGUCAGAGAAAAGAAGAAAGAGGACAGGGAAAAGGAUAAGAUCUUGCUGGCCGGCCAAAAUGUCAACGACAACGAAUUUCACACAGUGAGAUUAUCCAGAAGGGGAUCUAAUUUAAAGCUGCAACUCGAUGGCCAAUCUCCUAUAAGAGCUGAAAUUCAGGGGAAGUUUAUAUCUCUGCAAUGGAGAACUGUCCAUUUGGGAGGACUAUAUCAUCUUGAAGAGGAAAUUAGCAUGUCGACAACAGUUCCAAACUUUAUCGGGGAUAUCCAACAGUUUUAUUUUAACAACAUACCCUAUAUCGAACUUGCUAAAGCAUUAAGUACAGAGCAAUCGAUAGCUGGUUUUCCAAAUAUCAAGAUUGCAGCAAAGUUCGUAAAGCACGCCACAGAUAAUUUGCACAGGCCAGUAACGUUUCGGUCGAAACACACCUUCAUCGGUCUACCAAUGCUCAGGGCCUACUCCAGCAUACAUAUCGACUUUAUGUUUAAAACUAGAGAAUCAAACGGACUGAUUUUAUUCAAUGGGGGAAAGAAAGAAGACUUCGUAGCUGUGGAAUUGGUUGAAGGUCAUAUCAACUACAUUGUUAACGUGGGUGACGGCACUGUAACUUUACGUGACAACCACCGUACGCACCUAAACGACAACCGCUGGCACACCGUCGGCAUUCGGCGUCCUUCCGUCAAACAGCACACCCUGAUGGUAGACGACGACGUCGUCAUAGCUGCAAAUCUCGGCACUGGCAAUCUAGAACUCGACGGCAUUCUUUAUUUGGGCGGCGUCUACAAGGAUUUAUACCCGCUGCUGCCUCAGGAGGUGAUCAAGUCGACCCACGGUUUCGAGGGAUGCAUCGCUGGCUUGGAUCUUAACGGGGAGUCGCCGCAUAUUGUGGAAGACGCUGUGGUGCACAGUUCGCAAGUGGUCGCCGGAUGUGAGAGUCAGUCAGCUAAAUGUAGUCACAAUGUGUGCGCCAAUGCCGGCAUCUGCGUCCAACAAUGGACAUCCUACACCUGCGACUGUGAUAUGACCUCUUUUACUGGACCCACAUGCUCCGAUGAAUCUGUUUCGUACGAAUUUGGUCCUAACAGAGGUAUCAUAAUCUACACAUAUCCAGAAGAUAACAUGCCAGAAAUGCAAGAGGAUACAAUAGCACUCGGACUGAUGACUUCAAAAUCUGAUGCAGUUUUACUUCGGGUUGUUAGUGGAACGUCAAAUGAUUACAUUGAAAUGUAUAUUGUGGAAGGCAACGUGUUCGUAGUUUACAAUUUAGGAUCCAGUGAUCUUCUUCUUGGAGAAAUAUCUGUCAAAGUUAACGACAAUGCAUAUCACGUAGUUAGAUACCACAGACAAGGUCAUAACGCCACCCUACAAGUUGACGAUUAUAAUGUGCAAACUGUACAUCCGCUAGGGCAUCAGCUUCAAGUAUUUAACACGCAAUCACAAAUUCAAAUCGGAGGUAAAUGGACCAAAAAAGGACGAAUCGAACGACCAUUUUCGGGUAAAAUAUCUGGAGUAGUAGUGAAUGGCCUACGAAUUCUUGAUUUAGCAGCAGAGAAAGACCUUCACACUUCCAUUCGUGGAGAUGUACAACUGACUCAGAUGGAUAAGCAUGAACACCUGCAAAAGAUGCAACAGACGCCAGCGUCAGGAUUUCCCGGCUUAGAGGACGAUCUAGUUUUCAGUGGCGCCGGAUCGGGUUGUAACAAUGGCGAUGAUGAAGAUGAAUGCCCACCCUUGCCUGAACACGGAUCAGGCGAUGACGAUCUUAUUACUCCUGUUUAUGAUCCUCCAACGAGGCCUCCACCUACUAAAAAACCAAAGCAUAAAUCGGACGGAGGUGACGAUAAAGGAAAACCAUGCGAUGAUGAAGAUUGUUUCCCUGGAUCUGGAUCUGGAGAGGUUACCGAAGAAACGACUAUGAAAGUAACUACAGAAUCAGUAGAAGGUAGCUCAAUGACUGAAACUUCAAGUCCCAAACAUACAGUCGAAGAAGAAUCGACUAUACCAAGUCACACAACAAGCGGUAUGGUAAAUCUAACCACAGUAACUUUCAAACCAACAGAACAUCAAGACACCACAACAGAACACCAAACGACCAGAAUUGAAACUACUGUGGCUAUCACUACUACUGAAAUUCACUCUAGUCCAACUGCACCCACUACGACUACUACAGAAAAAGAGAUUCCGCCUCAUGUGAUUAUACCACCUCAACAAGAGAAUCCGUAUAAUUACAAGCCGGUUCCUCCGAAGAAACCUGAAAGGGUCAAUUCAGAAACGUCUGAAAUUGUUGCUCUUAUUAUAGGUAUAAUCGCCGGUGCCCUAAUCGCCGUAGUACUAAUUAUCCUCGUAAUCCUUAAGUUUAAAUCGCGCAGCGAUCGUUCCUAUAAAGUAGAGGAAACAAAAGGCUACCAACAGGGCCCCAACGCUGCGCUUCUCGGCAACACAUCCAGCAGCAACGGCCACCAUCAAGCGCAGUACCAGCUCAACGGAGCGCUGCGCAACGGCGACAAGAACGGCGGGCAAUCUGCGCAGAUGAAGGCUAAGAAACGCGACAGUAAAGACAUAAAAGAGUGGUAUGUGUAAAGCGAUGGCGUCGACUGCGAGUGGUUUGAAUGUGAGAAUGACUCCGAGCCAUACAGUGUGAGUUGUCUGAAUGUGUGUGAGAACAAGCGAUUUCUUUUAGUUGGUCGACGAUGGACACGGUGUUUUUGUCGCGAAAUUAGUCUACUUAAACUGUUAACAUGAGGAAGUGAUAUCUUAAUCUAUUACAAGAAGUUGGUGUACCGAAACGGAAUCACAAUAUUAUAUUAAAUAUAGGUAUUUUUUAUGUGUUCGUAUAAUCAGUCACUCCUGAUAUUGUUGUUUUUCUAAAAACCUGUUAUU